Molecule: messenger RNA, 2433 nt
Organism: Glossina fuscipes
Lineage: Eukaryota; Metazoa; Arthropoda; Insecta; Diptera; Glossinidae
Gene: Naglu
Product: alpha-N-acetylglucosaminidase
Exons: 3
Coding region: 219-2291 (690 amino acids)
Source: RefSeq, a predicted model, not a curated record
AUUGUUGCGCUGACUAAAUAAAAAGCUUUACUUGAUCUCACUCAUCUUCGGGUUUGUUUAAUUAUUUAAAAGUUUGUUUGAUCAUCAUUGAGAAGAGCUAUGGUGGCUAGUAUUCCUUUGUCCGAAUCCAGCUAUUCGCCAACGUUUUGGAAAAAAAAUUUCCUUAAAAUAUUCUUAAGAAAUAAAUUAAAAAAAACUAUAUUCACCUUGAGGUGAAUAUGAUUUUAAAAACCAACGAGAGCGUAAUUUCAAUUGCGGCAUACGAUGGCUUAUCAGCAGCUAAAGGAUUUCAUUAUUAUUUAAAGCAUUAUAUUGGCGAAGACGUUUAUUGGUACAAUAGAUAUAUUGAGUUAUCCGACAGCAAGGUGUUCCCUAAUGUCUCAAUCAAUUCUACUUCGGAAAGCAGCAUUAUUUACUAUCAGAACGUAUGUACAUGGGGUUACAGCUUUAUUUGGUGGGAUUUGGCCAAAUGGAUUCAGCAUAUCGAUUGGAUGGCAAUGAUGGGAAUUAGCCUAACUAUAGCGCCUAUCCAAGAGCAGUUAUGGUACGAAAUCUAUUCUGAAUUAGGAUUAUCUGAAGAAGAAAUAGAUGAUCAUUUUACCGGACCGGCAUUUCUACCCUGGUUACGAAUGGGUAAUAUUCGUGGUUGGGCAGGUCCACUCCCAUCCGGCUUUAGAAAAUGGCAAAUGUUAUUACAAAAACAGAUAAUAAAAAGACAGCGUGCUUUCGGCAUGACAGUGGCAAUUCCCGCUUUUGCAGGACAUUUGCCCAUUGCAAUGAGGCGUCUAUAUCCGAAUGUAAACUUUUCGAUUACAGACCGUUGGAAUAGGUUUCCAGAUGAAUAUUGCUGCCCGCUCUAUGUGGAUCCGUGUGAAAAUCUUUUUCAAAAUAUUUCCAGAAAAUUUUUAUUUAAAGCAAUUACUGCUUAUGGCACUGAUCAUAUAUAUUUUACUGAUCCAUUUAAUGAAGUAAAACCCCGUAUGUUUACAAAGGAUUACUUAAACAUGACAGCAUACUAUAUUUAUGAUUCUAUGCGAUCGGUUGAUCCGAAAGCAAUUUGGCUACUGCAGGAUUGGAUGUUUGUAAGUAAUAUAUUUUGGAGCGAUGACCUGAUAAAGACAUUCCUAUUGGCUGUGCCAAUAGGGAAUUUACUUGUUUUGGACUUACAAAGUGAACAGUUUCCCCAGUACGAGCGUACACAUUCAUUUUACGGCCAACCUUUCAUAUGGUGUAUGCUUCAUAAUUUUGGAGGCACAUUGGGAAUGCAUGGCUCUGUGAAUGCUGUUAACACCGGAAUUCGUGAAGCGCGCCAAAUGACUAAUAGCAGCAUGGUAGGAGUAGGGAUAACUCCCGAAGGUAUUGAUCAAAACUACGUUAUUUACUCUUUCGCCCUGGAACGGGGUUGGGUGAAAGAUGAUUUUGAUACAAAGGAAUGGUUUAAUACUUACGCGAAUGCACGUUAUGGUAUAAAUAAUUUGAAUUUACAUAAUGCCUUGAAUCUAUUAAAAAACUCAGUGUAUGCCUACAAUGGAUCAAUAAAAAUACACGGUAAAUACGUUAUAACUCGAAGACCAUCAAUAAAUCUAAAACCGUGGACGUGGUUCAACUGUUCCGAUGUUUAUAAAGCAUGGCAGCUUAUGCUAGAUUCAAAUUUUUCGAUACCUAUUACCCAUUACAGGGAAUACGAAUACGAUCUGGUCGACAUAACGAGACAAUUCUUGCAAAUUGUAUCCGAGCAGUUGUACAUAAACAUAAUAGCCGCGUAUCGAAGACAUCAAAUAGAGAGAUUCAACUAUUUGGUCGACAAAUUAAUGGAACUUUUUGAUAAUUUAGAAGAAAUUCUUGCGACAAAUGUACAUUUUUUGUUAGGCAUAUGGCUUGAAGAUUCGAAAAAAUGUGCCAAAGAAGAGUUAAUGGAGCAAAAAUUAUUUGAGUUUAAUGCUCGAAAUCAAAUAACAACUUGGGGUCCAAAGAGUGAGAUCGGAGAUUACGCGACGAAACAAUGGUCGGGAAUAGUGCAGGAUUAUUAUAAGCCGCGAUGGAAAUAUUUUUUAUUGGAAUUACAUCAGAGCUUAGUCGAUAAUCAACCGUUUAAUAGAAGUUCAUUCGUAACAAAUGUUUUUAAUUAUAUUGAAAAUCCCUUCAGCUAUGAUACGAAAGUGUAUCCGGUGAUGCCAACAAAAGAAGGUUCAUAUCUCGUUUCGAAACGCAUUUUUAAUACAUGGACACAAUUACGUUCUAAUAAAAUCUAUUCAUCGUAUACGCGUCUAAAAGUAAAGAUUAAAAAUUAGAUUAAAUCAUUGCAUGGCGAUGUCGAUCCGUUUUCGCUUUUUCGCUUUUUCCACAUUUUUUUAUAGAAAUCUGUUGUAUACUUUAUUUUGUAUUUAAUCUUGGAUUACGGAUAUGAAGUUGUACAAAAUGAUUAAAAUAUAU